AUGAGGCUGGCAAGAGCGUUACUCAUGACCGCUGGUCUUGUGCCAAGACUAACCUUUGCUAUGUUUGCAACUCUUGGGCGAGACAACAACAGCACGUGCAGGAAGACCACUGUCGCCAUCAUAGGUGGCGGUGUUGCUGGUAUCACAGCGGCACAAGCACUUGCCAACCAGUCUGUUACUGACUUCCUGAUUCUGGAGUAUCAAGAUCACAUUGGUGGCCGCAUGCGAAACACCAAAUUUGGCUCUGAUCCUAGCGGCAACCCUUACACCGUCGAGCUAGGCGCGAAUUGGAUUUCCGGAUUAGGUGAAGAUACCGUCGACGGCCCAGAAAACCCUGUCUGGACUUUCUCGAAACAAGUCAAUCUCUCUAGCCCCAACUCUGACGCCUUCUCUAUCGCGACCUAUAAUGAGACGGGUGCUGUAGAUUACACGGAUAUACUAGAUGAGUUUGAGGAGUACUGGAGUAUCUUCGAACAAAGCGCUGGAACUAUACUAUCAGAAAACUUGCAAGACAGAAGUUUUCGCGCCGGCCUUUGGCAAAGCGGAUGGAAACCGAAGGGCGACCCCGCACGCAAGGCUGUCGAGUACUAUCUCUGGGACUGGGAGACUGCCCAAACACCAGAGGAGUCGAGCUUCGUUUACGGUAUCACAGGAUACAAUCUGACUUACUACGCUUUCUCAGAGAUUAGUAACUUCUGUACCGACCAACGCGGUUUCAAUACGUGGCUCAAGCAUCAAGCGUCCAAAUUCCUAAAGCCCAACGAUCCACGCCUCCUUCUCAACACUGUCGUCUCAAACAUCACCUACUCAGAUACUGGAGUACACAUCACUACAUCGGACGGCUCAUGCGUAGAGGCUGACUACGCCAUAUCUACCGUCUCACUUGGUGUGCUACAAAACGACGCCAUCACAUUCGAGCCUAAACUCCCCGAGUGGAAGCAAUCCGCCAUCGCCACGUUCUCGUUCGGCACAUAUACCAAACUCUUCUUCCAAUUCAACGAAACCUUCUGGCCAGAUGACAAGCAGUUUUUCCUGUACGCCGAUCCAACGACACGUGGAUACUACACUGUUUGGCAGAGCUUAUCAACAGAAGGCUUCUUACCAGACUCCAACAUCAUCUUUGCCACACUUGUCGACGAACAGUCUUAUCGCGUCGAGGCACAAGACGACGAGACCACAAAGGCCGAAGGCAUGGCCGUUCUCCGUAAAAUGUUUCCCAAUACCACUAUCCCAGAACCGAUUGCCUUCACCUACCCGCGUUGGUCGCAAACGCCAUGGUCUUACGGAUCCUACUCCAAUUGGCCUGCCGGCACCACGCUCGAGAUGCAUCAAAAUCUUCGCGCAAACCUAGGCAGACUAUACUUUGCUGGCGAAGCAAUGAGUGCGGAAUACUUUGGCUUUCUUCACGGCGCGUGGUUUGAGGGCCAAGAGGUGGGAGAACGUAUUGCAGGGCAGAUUACUACAGAGUGUGUCAAUCGUGGGAGUGGAUGUGGAUCGUAUAACCGCUACGAGGUCUUGCAUGGAACCACUGAGUUGUGGGAGGUCAAUGCAUUUAACGGAAUGGGGACGAGUCCGUUCUUUCUUGCCAAUACUGGGGAGGCAGAGUAG
Messenger RNA from Alternaria burnsii, 1608 nucleotides. RefSeq names its product polyamine oxidase. The record is from RefSeq and is a predicted model, not a curated record. The transcript is spliced from 5 exons. Gene Ontology annotation, molecular function: oxidoreductase activity. Bases 1 to 1608 code for a protein of 535 amino acids. Lineage: Eukaryota; Fungi; Ascomycota; Dothideomycetes; Pleosporales; Pleosporaceae.